AUGACCUCUAACCCUAAGCGACUUCUAACCUCUGAGAAUCCAGUGACUGACACGACUGAAGCCCUUUUAAAGUCAGGAUUUCAUAAAAGUUCUACAUGUAAUAACGAUCCGGUGUUUCAAAACUUUGAUGUGUCAUACAUAAAGCUAACACCAGAUGGAUCGUUGGAUAUACACAAGCAACGGUGGCACCACUGGUUGGAUCAAGCAACUGGUUGGAUCAAGCAUUUCGAAGGUCCUAGAAGCUCAUGUGAUCUAUACGGUACAUGUGGACCUAAUGGUUUGUGUAUCAGGUCCACUAAAAGUACUCCAACGUGUGAAUGCUUGAAAGGGUUUGUGCCAAAGUCAGAUGAUGAGUGGAAUAGUGGGAACUGGACUCGUGGGUGUGUGAGAAGAACAGAGUUAUCAUCGUGUCGGGGAAAAGAUACAUCAGAUGGAUUCUACCGUGUUGCUAAUAUGAAGCCUCCGGAUUCUUAUGAGUUGGUAAGCUUUGGUGAUGCUGAAGAGUGCCGUAAAGGAUGUCUUAGCAACUGUUCUUGCUUGGCCUUUUCCUAUAUCAAAGGAAUUGGAUGCUUGGUGUGGAACAAGGAGCUCUUGGACAUGGUUCAGUUUAGUGAAGAAGGAGAGUUUCUUUUCAUCCGUCUUGCACGUUCUGAGUUAGCUGGAAGCAAGCGAAUCAAAAUCGUAGUUGUUAGUGCUAUCAGCCUAUGCAUGUUUAUAAUCUUGGGGCUUGCAGCAUUUUGGUGUUGGAGAUACAGACUGAAACAAAAUGGUGAAGCUCGUGUAGCCAUGGAGACUUCAGAAGAUUCUUGGAAGAGUAGUUUGAAGUUACAAGAUGUCUCAGGUUUAAAUUUCUUUGAGAUGCAUACCAUACAAACUGCAACUGAUAAUUUCAGCAUCUCAAAUAAACUCGGUCAAGGUGGAUUUGGAACAGUUUAUAAGGGGAAGCUAGAAGAUGGAAAAGAGAUAGCUAUAAAACGUCUUUCUAGUACCUCAGUAGAAGGCACAGAAGAGUUCAUGAAUGAAUUAAAACUCAUCUCAAAACUACAACAUAGAAACUUGGUCAGACUUUUAGGAUAUUGCAUUGAAGGUGAAGAGAAGCUAUUGGUUUAUGAGUUCAUGGUGAACAAAAGCCUCGACACUUUUCUCUUUGAUUUGAAGAAGAAGCUGGAGAUUGAUUGGCCUAAGAGGUUCAAUAUCAUUCAAGGUAUUGCUCGUGGACUUGUUUAUCUCCACCGUGACUCAUUCCUCAGAGUUGUACACCGCGAUCUUAAGGCCAGCAACAUUCUCUUGGAUGAGAAGAUGAAUCCAAAGAUAUCAGAUUUUGGAUUGGCGAGGAUGUUUCAAGGAACUCAGAAUCAAGACAGCACUGGCAGAGUAUUUGGAACGUUGGGAUACAUGUCUCCUGAGUAUGCAUGGACAGGAACAUUCUCUGAGAAGUCUGACAUUUAUAGCUUUGGAGUUUUGAUGCUGGAGAUCAUCAGUGGAAAAGAGAUAUCAAGCUUUAGCUAUGGAAAAGAAAAUAAGAACCUUCUUGCACACGCAUGGGAAUCAUGGAGUGAAACAGGAGGAGUAGAACUACUUGAUCAAGACAUUGCUGAUUCUGAGUCAGAUUCAGUUGAAGCAGUGAUGAGAUGUGUUCAGAUAAGUUUGUUAUGUGUUCAGCACCAAGCAAUGGACAGACCGAACAUCAAACAAGUUGUGACAAUGCUUACAUCUAAAAUGGAUCUUCCAAAGCCUAAGCAACCAAUGUUUGUUUUGGAUACAAGUGACGAGGAUUCUGGGUCUAAGUCUAACGAUGAUAAGGAUUUGUUCUCUGAUGAUGAAAACAAUCCUGUUCAAGAGUAACCAGAAUCCCCUAAUUAAGUAUUGAACCGAUUCCUAUAUAUAUGGUUCAGUGUGGAUCCAGAAUGUAACUGAAAUUGUUUUUUCGCAAGGGAAAUAACAUCAUACUA
Messenger RNA from Raphanus sativus (radish), 1952 nucleotides. RefSeq names its product G-type lectin S-receptor-like serine/threonine-protein kinase At1g61360. NCBI's taxonomy places the organism in Eukaryota, Viridiplantae, Streptophyta, Magnoliopsida, Brassicales, Brassicaceae. The record is from RefSeq and is a predicted model, not a curated record. Gene Ontology annotation, molecular function: ATP binding; protein kinase activity. The transcript is spliced from 8 exons. Bases 1 to 1845 code for a protein of 614 amino acids. Gene Ontology annotation, biological process: protein phosphorylation; recognition of pollen.